AUGCCAGUGGACCUUGCCGGCCAUGAUCAGGAGAGAAUCCUCCUGGCCGACAAGGUGGUACAGCCUUGCCGGCCAGGAGGAUUCCCUCCUGGUAUGGGUUUAGGACCUGCACGCCAAUCUACGCCAAUCAACCUUGCUGCAGAUUGGCAUGCACUUAUCAACCCCUGUGAUCAACUCAUCUGUCUCCUAGACGACUUGUGGAAAACGAUCAGAGAUCACUUGGCAUACUCGCCAAACAAGAUCUCCCUUGAUGAAGCUGUUGGUGCGCUUGAAUCUCACGAGAUCUUGAAAAACAUCCCACUCGACCACUCAGAUCAACUACAGUCAGCCUCCACCACAGUGAAAGGAAAAGGCCGACCACAAUGCUACACCUGUGGAGAAAAAGGCCAUCAUUUGGCCGAAUGCCCAAAGAAGAAAAAAUUCAAGUCCUCUUUGAAAUCCGGCGAGGCUCAAGCGGGUGCCACAUCAGUGCCUCAUUUAGGAAACUAUGAUUUGAAUGAGGACAAAGACGAUAGCUUUGACAAGGAAAUUGAUGUCUGGGGAUGA
Puccinia graminis f. sp. tritici CRL 75-36-700-3 is the source of this 546-nucleotide messenger RNA. RefSeq lists its product as uncharacterized. Gene Ontology annotation, molecular function: zinc ion binding; nucleic acid binding. Bases 1 to 546 code for a protein of 181 amino acids. NCBI's taxonomy places the organism in Eukaryota, Fungi, Basidiomycota, Pucciniomycetes, Pucciniales, Pucciniaceae. The record is from RefSeq and is a predicted model, not a curated record. The transcript has a single exon.